Trichoderma asperellum CBS 433.97 is the source of this 648-nucleotide messenger RNA. RefSeq lists its product as uncharacterized. Gene Ontology annotation, molecular function: thioredoxin peroxidase activity. Gene Ontology annotation, cellular component: cytoplasm. The record is from RefSeq and is a predicted model, not a curated record. NCBI's taxonomy places the organism in Eukaryota, Fungi, Ascomycota, Sordariomycetes, Hypocreales, Hypocreaceae. Gene Ontology annotation, biological process: cell redox homeostasis; cellular response to oxidative stress.
AUGUCUACCCUAGCUUCCCAGCUGUCUGCGAUUGUCGAGAAAGUCAACCAAAACGCGCCUGCUCCAGUCGUUUCAGCCAUCAAAGAAUCAAUUGCCAGUUUGAAAGCCACUUUUGAUAAAAAUGAUUCUAUUCAAAUUGGAGCUUCUCUUCCAAGUUUCAAGCUGCCCAAUGCCCUUGGCAAAGAAGUGACUAGUGAUAGCCUCCUUGCCAAAGGCCCAGUUCUAAUCACUUUCUACCGUGGUGACUGGUGCCCUUUUUGCAAUUUGGCUCUGCGUUCUUUGCAACUGCAUCUCGAUGAAUUUCACGCCAAAGGCGUGACUAUCGUGGCCAUCUCUCCUGAGCUGCCCAACUCUUCUCUAUCUACUGCUGAGAAGAACGAUCUCAAGUUUGAAGUUUUGUCGGAUGUGGGUAACAAAUUCGCUAGGCAGCUUGGCAUUGUCUGGGAUCAGCCCCAGUCUGUUGAACCUAUAUUCAAUGCGUUCGAAAUUGAUUUGAAAGUUCGAAAUGGCGAUGAUUCUAUGGCUGUGCCUAUUCCGACGACUAUUCUGGUUGAUACAAAGGGAGUCGUGAGGAACAUCCACAUUGAUCCUGAUUAUAGGCAGAGACUGGAGACUACCACUGCGCUUGCGUGGGUAGAUUCUCUGUAG